CCGUUUCCUCCCCAACACAACAUCACACGUCGAAAUGGCUGUCCCGAUCACAACUAUCGCCGAGAGCAAAGAGCUCCGCGGCCUCAACCUCAUCGCGGCGCACUCGCACAUCCGUGGUCUGGGCGUCGAGCCAGACACGCUCGAACCGAAAGUAUCGUCGCAAGGAUUGGUUGGACAGGAAAAGGCACGUAAAGCUGCUGCGGUCAUUCUGAAAAUGGCUCAAGAAGGCAAAAUUGCCGGACGCGCAGUCCUGAUUGCCGGGCCACCAAGCACAGGAAAGACAGCCAUCGCAAUGGGCAUGGCACAGUCGCUGGGAUCAGAUGUCCCAUUCACCAUGCUUGCGUCGUCCGAGAUAUUCUCUUUGGAGAUGUCCAAGACCGAGGCGCUUACACAGGCCUUCCGCAAGUCCAUUGGCGUGCGGAUAACGGAAGAAAGCGAGGUCAUUGAGGGCGAGGUCGUUGAGAUCCAGAUAGACCGCAGUGUCACAGGAAGUAACAAACAGGGCAAGCUCACGAUCAAAACCACCGAUAUGGAGACCAUUUACGACAUGGGCACCAAAAUGAUCGAUGCCAUGACCAAGGAGAAGAUCAUGGCGGGCGACAUCAUCUCAAUCGACAAGGCUUCAGGCAAGAUCUCGAAACUCGGCCGCUCCUACACACGAUCAAGAGACUACGAUGCGAUGGGUAUCGACACAAAGUUCGUCCAGUGUCCCGAAGGCGAGCUUCAGCAACGGCGCGAAGUGGUGCACACAGUCAGUCUGCACGAGAUCGAUGUCAUCAAUUCGAGGUCACAGGGCUUCUUGGCCCUUUUCUCCGGCGACACGGGCGAAAUUCGGAGCGAAGUGCGCGAUCAGAUCAACACAAAAGUGGCAGAAUGGAAGGAGGAGGGCAAGGCUGUGAUUGUUCCCGGUGUUCUGUUCAUUGAUGAGGUGCACAUGCUCGACAUUGAGUGCUUCUCCUUCGUCAACAGAGCUCUGGAAGAUGAGCUGGCGCCUAUUGUCAUAAUGGCAAGCAACAGAGGUAAUACACAGAUCAGAGGAACCGACUACAGAUCGCCGCAUGGACUCCCGCUCGAUUUCUUGGACCGCGUAGUGAUUGUCAGCACACACGCAUACAAUUCAGAAGAGAUGCAGCAGAUCAUCUCGAUACGUGCACAGGAAGAGGAAGUCGACAUUUCUCCCGAUGCACUGGCUCUGCUUACCAAGAUCGGGCUGGAGACCGGAUUGAGGUACGCCAGCAACCUGAUUACCACCUCCGAUUUGGUACGCAAGAAGAGGCAAGGACCAGAGGUCACCAUAGAAGACGUUCAGCGCAGCUUCUCGCUGUUUUAUGACCCUACACGAAGUGUGAAGUUCGUCAGCGAGUCCGAGAAGCGUCUAAUUGGCGACGCAGGUAACGUGUCAUUCACCGUUGCCAACGGCACUGAGGCUAUGGAUGUCUCAUGAACGCAAGUAGCUCCCGUUCUUCAAGAGUGUGAUGGAUUUGGAUGAGUCAAGCGUUCGAGCAUAGAGCAUCCUCGCCGCGUGGUAUGCAAAAGUCAUGACUUGUAAUAACAGAGCCUUUGUUGUCCCCAGCUAGUCGGAGCAGAGCUUACGUCCAACUCUUUGGUGAAGGCAAUUUUCACGAUAGAAGCCUGUGUGAACUUGCCGCGCUUGGACUGGCUGACGUGGACAUCAUACGCUACCUGUAGCUUAUUAUUGCUUAAGCAGUAGCACAUACUACACGGCGUGAAACUUGCAUUGUUUAGUCUCAUGCGACGCAGUGGCGGUUAUUGUGAAGAUGAGUGCGAUUUUCCUGAAGGUGUGUUCAGUAAGGCCGGCUCAUUGCCAGACGGGGCCAAGCAGAGUCUAAAUCAUGACAUGUUGAAAAGUCCAAAUGUGAAAACGGUG
Messenger RNA from Boeremia exigua, 1888 nucleotides. RefSeq names its product TIP49 C-terminus-domain-containing protein. Gene Ontology annotation, cellular component: NuA4 histone acetyltransferase complex; R2TP complex; Ino80 complex. Gene Ontology annotation, molecular function: ATP hydrolysis activity; DNA helicase activity; ATP binding. The record is from RefSeq and is a predicted model, not a curated record. The transcript has 4 exons. Gene Ontology annotation, biological process: chromatin remodeling; box C/D snoRNP assembly; regulation of transcription by RNA polymerase II. The coding region runs from base 35 to 1444 and encodes 469 amino acids. NCBI's taxonomy places the organism in Eukaryota, Fungi, Ascomycota, Dothideomycetes, Pleosporales, Didymellaceae.